This is a messenger RNA of Cucurbitaria berberidis CBS 394.84, 1212 nucleotides long. RefSeq lists its product as uncharacterized. The record is from RefSeq and is a predicted model, not a curated record. The transcript is spliced from 2 exons. The coding region runs from base 1 to 882 and encodes 293 amino acids. NCBI's taxonomy places the organism in Eukaryota, Fungi, Ascomycota, Dothideomycetes, Pleosporales, Cucurbitariaceae.
AUGACUGCCUAUCAAUGGCUGGGAGAGCGGGCCCCAACGCUCCUACGCCCUGCAAUUCUUCUCUUGUUAUCAGCAUACCAUUUCAUCAUGACCAUCCUGGAAGUAGUGUUCGUUGAACGCCGCCCAUUCGCCCUAUUCAAUCUCACUCAACUUCGCUACAAAUCCUUCGCUCGCGUCUGGAACAACAACGGUGAAAUGAUGUCAGCAGAAAUGCCCGGCCCGCUCUUUCAACUUCUCUCUACAUGCAAAGGUGUAGUUCUAGAUAUCGGUCCCGGUUCUGGAGAGAUCCUUCCACGUUUCAACCCCAACCUGAUCAGUGCCAUGUACGGUGCGGAACCGGCGGUAGAUUUGCACUCUGGAUUGCGUCGACGGGCGCAGGAGACAGGUUUCGGUGCAAAAUACCACGCGCUUCUCUGCGGUGCAGAGCCUGAGAGUCUCAUCCCAGCUCUCCACAAGAGCGGCAUCCUGGACGUAAGCGGGAAAGGCGGUCUAGCUUCAGAAGGCAUCUUCGACGAGAUAUGCUGCGUCCGCGUCCUCUGCGGCGUUCCCCACCCCCAACAGACCAUCACAGGGCUGUACAAUCUUUUGAAGCCUGGAGGUCGAAUGGUGGUUUGCGAGCAUGUUGCCAAUCCCUGGAGGACCGAAGGCAGAGUCGUAGCGCGAUUCAUGCAGUUGGUGUACACACUUUUGGGCUGGCCAUUUUUUAUGGGGGGAUGCGAGUUGCAAAGACAUACGUGGGAUUAUCUGAGAGAUGCAGGCAAGUGGGACAAAUUUGAUCUGAAGUACUAUGGUCCACAAGACUGUAUUCCGUUCGUGGUGGGAGAAUUGAUCAAGAAAUCGGUAUCUCUGGAUAAGUCCUACGCGGAGGCUGUACAGAAGUAAACUGAGGCUUAGGUGUUGAUACUUCAAAAAAUACCCGAACAUACUUACCUCACCAUCUUAGACCUUUCCCAGUGCUCUGAUAUAUUCCGCAUUCUUCAAAUUGAAGCGGAAGACAGCCACACAGGGCAUGACGGCUGACAAAGUAGGGUGGAGGACUACAGUGCACUCCCCUCCUUCCAGCCUCGACACGCCAUCUCACAGUUAUACAGGAAGUUGGACCCAAAGAUCAAGCCUUCUUCGCCCUUAGGAAAUCCUUCCAUUCUUCCUGGUCCGUAUACUGCUCCAUCAACGCCAUAUACCCACAGCAUCUCCCCACCCACGCACACAUAC